This is a messenger RNA of Mercurialis annua (annual mercury), 471 nucleotides long. RefSeq lists its product as uncharacterized. The transcript has a single exon. Bases 1 to 471 code for a protein of 156 amino acids. The record is from RefSeq and is a predicted model, not a curated record. Lineage: Eukaryota; Viridiplantae; Streptophyta; Magnoliopsida; Malpighiales; Euphorbiaceae.
AUGUGGAUCAAAGAGAACGUAAAAAAUGUAGUAUGGCCACCGAAGAUGAAAGCCGAAAUAAGGGACACAAGAAAGUACUGCAAAUUCCACGAAGACUACGGACAUGAAACAGACAGCUGCAUAGAUUUGAAAGUCGCAAUCGAAAGAAUGAUAGACACAGGAGAAUUGAGGAAAUUUGUGGCCCACAAAGCGAAAAACAAUGACAAGGGAGAAAAAAGAAGUAGAGAUGACAAAGGAAAAGAAAAAGAAGACGAACGCCCAUCCAAAAUGUUGGGAACCAUACAUAUGAUCAAUGAAGGAGGACACAGCAGCUCAACGAUUAGAAGAAAGCAAAGGAAAAAGGUGAUGAACAUCAGAGAAACCCACAUGCCACCCGUAAUCUUCGAUGUUGAAGAUUAUGAGCACGUGAAAGCACCCCAUAAUGAUGCCUCGGUGGUAACUACUAUCAUUGAGAAUUGGAACAUGGAGUGA